This is a messenger RNA of Parasteatoda tepidariorum (common house spider), 1798 nucleotides long. RefSeq lists its product as uncharacterized. Gene Ontology annotation, biological process: actin cytoskeleton organization; muscle structure development. NCBI's taxonomy places the organism in Eukaryota, Metazoa, Arthropoda, Arachnida, Araneae, Theridiidae. Gene Ontology annotation, cellular component: Z disc; stress fiber; filamentous actin. The record is from RefSeq and is a predicted model, not a curated record. Gene Ontology annotation, molecular function: actin binding; muscle alpha-actinin binding.
UCCAAACUUCAGGUGAAACAUCAAUUGUUCCUUCGAAUCUUUCAUUUCUGCGGACCACAUGGAAAAAGAUUCCUUUCUUCAGGUUGUUAGAGAAUGAGAAACAUUCCAAAAAGGGGGGUCCGCCUCGUUUUUCAUUUUUUGGAACGUCCUCACAGCGAGCGAACACCUCCUGAAAAUCGCUGACGCAAACCUUAAAUUAACCGCGUAGGACGAAAGUCGGUUUUUGUGGUGUCGGUGGCUUAUUCGACAGUACCGACGGCUCGGUCGUUCGAGCCGGGUACUUUAUCCAAUGCAAAUUAAGAAUUCGAACGAGUGUGUUGUUUAGAAUUAAUUUAGAAAUAGUUUGUAAACUUGUUGAUUGGCGAAAAUGUGUUCCGGGAUUAUUGAUGUCAACCUCAACAGGGAUGCACCGUCCACCCCAUGGGGAUUCAGACUGCAUGGAGGAAAGGACAUUGGUUUUCCAUUGGUCAUUCAACGAGUGUUUAUGGGUAGUCCAUCGGAUGGGGAACUUCAACGAGGGGACACCAUUCUUCAAGUCCAAGGCAGAGACACUGCGGACUUGACUCACAUGGAAGCCCACGACAUCAUUAAAGCUGCUGGCGUUCGAUUGCAGCUCCUCAUUAGAAGGUUACCUGGAGCACCACAAACACCGACGACACCGAUAAGUCCUUUGCCCACAGUCGACGGAAUGCAUCCGUAUGCGAAGCUUUUGCGAGAAACCGAAUCGUCCCGAACGCUUCCGAAAGCAGCACCGAUGUUUCAGCCGAUGUCCCCACCGAGGUACACUCCACAGCCAGCAAGGACGACACCAACACCAGCUAAAACCUACUGCUUUUCUCCACUGCCAACUACUCCAAUCCUAGAUCCUACUCCUAUAGGAGGAUUUUUCCCAACUCCUAAGAGUCAAGCGGAUGCUGAGUUUUUAGAUUAUAAAAUAGAAAAAUAUAAAGAAAAAGAUGCCAUAGUUAAUCAAGGCUAUAGAACAUUACCCUUAAUAGCACCUGGGCCUAAAACAAGGCAUGAUAUACCAAUGGGUUCAUAUUUAAGGCACGUGCAUGACCCAAAUUGGAAAGGAAGGUCUACUAUUCAACCUACUACCCCAAAAUUCGGGCUUCUUCCUACACCAACGUAUUCUUCCAUAGGCCAUUACAGUAGACGACCACAAGCACCAACUCCUCACCCAGGAGCUCUUAAUUUCGAACGCAAUCUUAACGAAUCUGCUCAGCUUGUCCACCACCAAUAUAAUUCUCCAAUGUUCCUCUAUUCUCAGAAAAAUAUCGAUGAAACGAUCAAAGAUCAGACUGGCGUAGCACCUGCAAAACCGCCACGACUAGCUGUAAACAAUGCAAUCCCAGCUAACCAGUCCGGGCCUUUAUCUCCUGGAACACCCGGAACUCUGGCUCCCGCUAGACCUGGAACCAAAUUAGCCAACAUUGUGGACAUAACGUUAUCACCAACGUUCCAGAUGAUUCAUGAAGAAGAAAAAAGAUCUGCUAGUCCUUUGCCAGAAGUGAGAACUCCUACCUUGCCUCGUCGAGGACCGGGCCCUCAGCCUACUGGCCCAAGGCCCUUUGAACAAGAUAGGAAUAAUGCUUUUGGAAGUCCUAAGGAAAUAAUCCACCAAUCUGGAAGCUUUAAGACGCUGAUGUCUGCUAUGUAUGCGCAUCCGCCUGCUGCAGUUGAAACGGCAUGAUUCUUUUUCCUCUUUUGAGAUGUUUUUGUUGUUUUUAUUCAUACACAUGUUGUGCCUUAUGCUUCUUUGAAACUUGAAUCAAUAAAUAUGGCAGUGUAUAUUGAA